Molecule: messenger RNA, 2630 nt
Organism: Pelodiscus sinensis (Chinese soft-shelled turtle)
Lineage: Eukaryota; Metazoa; Chordata; Testudines; Trionychidae
Source: RefSeq, a predicted model, not a curated record
GAGGGACCACGUAAGGAUUACCUGUUGUGUUCCUUCCCUCUGGGGCGUCUGGUAUUUGUCACUGUUUGCAGGAUACUGGGCUGGAUGGAUUGUUGGUCUCACCCAGUAGGGCUGUUUUAUGUUCUUAUUUCGAAAUAGCACGUUUGCACUGCAGGAAAACCUCAAAAUGAGUCCCUAAUGUAGAUGGGUGGUCUCGAUUUAGAGCUCCAGGAGGCUCUGGGGAGGAAUAACUCAGAAUAGCCCUGGGGAAAGGCUAUUUCAAAAUAGCAGCAAUGGAACAUCUACACAUGCCGUAUUUCGAAAUAGCUAUUUCGGAAGAGACAUUACUCCUCAUAGAAUGAGGUUUACAGAUAUCGGAAUUAGCCGUCCAUGAUUUCGAAAUUAUUUCGAAAUCACGGAGUGGCUGUGUUGACGCUCGCGCGGCUGUUCGAAAUAACGCUACUUCGCUCGAAAUAACAGUGCCGUGUAGACGUACCCGAGAAUGUGGACUGUUUUUUCUGUUACAGACGAACACAGCUAUCCCUCUGAAUCUUCUGUUACGUAAUAUAGUGUGUACGUCAGGGCCUAGCCGCGGCUAUAAAACAAAGCUUAUGUAACAAAAUCUCUGAAAUGACGUAAAACACAGCUAAGUUUAUGUAACUAUGCACUUAAAUUUAUGUAACCACUGUUAUGUGCAAGCCCUAACUGGCCAGCCUGCACCGUUUGUGGUUAGGCCCUGUUUCCAUCUACCCAUUGGGCUGUAACCCUCUUUCUGUCUGUCUGCAGCUGCGUCUCCUCCCCCCCCCAUUAUGCUCUUUUUUUCCAUCCUGAGCAUCCCAUUUUCCCUUUGCACCUCCGUCACCUCCAGCUCCACCCCGGCACCCGGUCUCCACCCCUCCAGGGGCCCUCAGCUCCCAGCUGCCCCUGCAAAAGCUGAUCUCCUCGGCUUUCCCCGGACCCAGCAGCCCCUCUGGGAUUAUCUCAGGGCAGGCAGCCAGGAGAGGUCAGGACGCCAUGGCCGGGGGGCGGCCCAGCAGCUGCGUGAGAGAGGCGCAGAGCCCCGGGGAGGCAGAACCGAGCCCGCCCUGCUGCUGAGAGCAAGGCCCCCGGUCAGUUUCACUUUCACACCCCCCUGCCCACAGCCCCAGUGACCUGGCGCCUCCCCCUCGCCAGCCACAAGAGUUUCCAUUGAGCGCCCGGGCUGCUCACACCAGGGCGGCCAUUUCUGGCUGUUGCCACAUCCCGGCUGCUCGACCCUCCCGGUCUGUGAUACCUGGAGCAGCUCCCAGCCUGGGGGGGAAACAUGGAGCGGUUACUAGCCCGGAGCAUCGUCUGCUUCGGCAUCUUCCUCAGCCCCACAACAGUGGCUGGCCUGGGGGUCCAGCAGCUCCCCACCACAGCGAGCGCCCCGGCCGGGAGCAGCAUCACCCUGAGCUGCAGCUUCCCCAGCCACAACCGGAGCAGGGCCCAAGUCACUUGGGCCCGGGGCUCCGGGGAGGCUGCGGUGCUGGACCCCUCCCACCCCUUCUACCGGGGGCGGCUGGACGAGGGCCAGCGGCAGCAGCAGGGCCGGGCGGAGGCCACGGUGACCCUGUCGGAGCUGACGGAGAGGGACUCUGAUCUCUACCGCUGCUACAUCACCCACCCGCAGGGCCAGCAGGAGACGGGCACCGGCACCGCGCUGACUGUGACGGGCAGAGAUGCUCUGAGCGUCUCCCAGCUGCCCCGGUCCCUCAGCGCGACGGCCGGGGAGAACGUGACCCUGAGCUGCACGUUUGAGACAGGAAAGGACGCGAGAGUGAAGGUGCUUUGGCUCAGGGGAUCCGGAGAGGACGUGGAGCUGGAUUCUCAUCACCCCUUCUACCGGGGGCGGCUCCGGGUGUCCCGGCUGGACGAGCACAGGCAGGGGAGGGCGACACUGAGCCUGGCCGAGCUGCAGGAGUGGGACUCCGGCCUCUAUCGCUGCUGCGUCCAGACCCACGGGGGGCAGUCGGGGCUGGGAGGAGGCACCCAGCUGAGCGUGAUGCCAACAAACCAGAGCGGGGUCCUACUGGGACACGAACCCCUCUACUACCGAGCCAUCGUCUCCCUCUCGCUCACCAUUCUCUUCUCCCUGGGGAUAAUCCUCAGCCUGCAGCCUCGGAGCGAUGCCGGCUCUGCGCAGAAUCCGCCAUCACUUCCUGUUCCAAACGGUCGCACGGCGUUGCUGUGUGGGCCACUCGGCAGCCCUUGCUCCACCCCAGAGCCAGUCGCAAGUCCUUCCUCUCCUUAGAGGUGGCUGCAUGCAGCCCUGAAGGAAACUCGCUCUCCCUCUCUCUGGUUUUGACAGGGCUCCAUCCCCUGUAGCAUCCCCCUCCACCAUCUCUUCAGUGACGCUCUCGGUCUGUUCCCAGGUUCCCAGACCAAAGACUGGCUCUGACCUGCCGAAACCACCAGGUCCCUGAAAACUCUAGUGGUUUGGCAGAUAAAUACCUUAAAGAUUAGCUGAUGGGGGGGAGGGUGGCUCUGUUUCUAAUGCCAGACAAAUUAACGAAAGCUUCAGAGGGGUGGCCGAGUUAGUCUGUACAGGAUACACUUAAACAGCAACAAGGGGUCCGGUAGCACUUUACAGACUAACAACACAUGGAGAUGGUCUCAUGAGCUUUCGUGGG